UCCUUUGCCCAGGUCUAGGAAGGCUCGACGCCAUUGAAUUCGCCUGACACAGACGUUGGCCGGAGCAGCUUCGAGAUCCAAUGCGGACGCAGCUGAAUACCCCAAUACUAGUGUCGCCCAACUAGCGGCCGCGCGCCGCAACACGGCUGCGCCGUUCUCCGUCGUCCGCCGCCGCGCGUCCACACCUGACGACCCCUCCCUCUUCACCUAGCUACCGCGACGCGUUCUACAGGCCGGCUUCGAGGACAACGGGGCUCGCGCGCAGUUUGUUCUGCAGGCCGGCGUCGAGCCUCCGUAGACCGGCUCCGGUCUGCCUCCUCCAAGGACGCCGGCGGCGAGCUUUGCGAUGCUCGCAAAUAUUCUCCCCUCGGCCGAUUCACCAUGCUCCUGAACAUCUCUCAUUCGACCGUGCUCGCUGGCUGCUCCCGUUCGUGCCUCCUCUUUCUCCCGCGCCAACGGGAGAAAGCUAUUGCCGGACGAAGCUGCACACACUGCGGGGCGAAGCUGCACGGCGAAUCGCAGAUGCUACCAUUGGUCAAGGCCGAUGCUACAAAAGGGCAAGGGGGGGUGAUGUAAGGAUCUCACCAGAGACUGCAACAAUGCGAUGCUACAAUGAUAUGAUUUUGUUGCUUUAAUUAUUCUGCAUUAGUAUAAUUUUUUUACUACUUGAUCUCCAGCGAGGUCUCCAGCAAUGUCUCCGACAAGUUCGAUUUUUUGUGACAAUAGCACAAAAUGUUGCAAUGCUAUAGUAGUAUAUAUUUUUGGCUAUAAUUGUUCUGCUAUAUUGCUAUUUUAGUACUGUACAAAUUUUUGCUAUGACGUCUCCGAUGAAUUAUUGUACUCCGGCGAGAUCUCCGGCGAAGUACGGUGCUUCGGCAGGGCGAAGUCUCCUGCGAGCUCCUUGUCUAACAGGAAGCAGGAGGCUGGAACAAGAUUAUCCUCCGGGAUCCUCACCGGCGCCCUUCGAUAAUCCCCAAAUGUCUUUUUUGCUACUGUAUAAAUUAACUACUGAUCCAGCCGAAGAUUCGGUUCGAUUCUGUUUCCAACGAAGAAUAGAUAAAGAAGAUGAUCGCAGGCAGACGAGAGUGGCGAAAUGCAAGACUUCUCUGCCAUCUCCAUGACUCUAUCACCAACCAAUGAUCCAGACACCUGACCUCGUUCCCGUUCCUAUUAGUUGACCACCCGCAUGUGUAUUGUGUGGAAGCAAAACACUGUGAGUCUGUGACUCUGUGUCCAUGGAGCUCCUUCCUUUCUUCCUCCUGCUGCUCAUCGGCGCCACCGCCGUGGCCCACGGCGAACCGGCGUACCCUGGCUACGGCGACGACGACGCCGAGCCGACGUGCGGCGUGAAGGAGGAGUCAUCAGCGGUGCCCGCGCCGGAGAGGCGCGAGGAGUUCGACGGCGGGCGGAUCCUGGACAUCAGCCACUACUACCGCGAGGACAUGCCGGCGUUCGAGUCGGCGGAGGGCACGCCGGGGUUCCUGCGGCUGGCGCGGUCCAUGCGCAACGGCUCCGACAUCGCCAACUUCUCCGAGCUCCGCCUCACGGCGCACUCCGGCACCCACGUCGACGCGCCGGGCCACGUCUUCGAGCACUACUACGACGCCGGCUUCGACGUCGACACGCUCGAUCUCGCCGUCCUCAACGGACCAGCGAUGUUGGUUGAUGUUCCAAGGGAUAGCAACAUAACAGCUGAUGUCUUGGAAUCUCUGCAUAUUCCUAAAGGAGUCCGGCGUGUUCUGUUUCGAACCUUAAACACCGAUAGAAAGCUUAUGUGGAAGAAAGAGUUUGAUUCAAGUUAUGUUGGCUUCAUGGAGGAUGGUGCUCAGUGGUUGAUUGAUAACACUGACAUCCGACUAGUCGGAAUUGAUUACUUAUCUGUGGGAGCAUAUGAAGAAUGUAUUCCGGCUCAUCUAGUUUUCCUUGGAAAAAGGGAAGUCAUCAUUGUGGAAGCUUUAAACCUUGAGCAUGUUGGCGCCGGAGUAUACACCUUGCAUUGCUUGCCACUAAGGUUGCGCGGCGCUGAAGGCUCUCCAGCGAGAUGCAUCCUCAUCAAGUAACAAACCGUGAGACGUGUUGUCAAGAAAUAAGGGGAUAUACAACCCAUGUGAAGCGAUUUUUCAUAAAACUGAAGGUCGAUCCUCAUCCCACCAAGGCAUCCGUGUGUUGCUUGUAUAAAUAUGAAGUAGCAAAUGUGCGUGUCUAGUUUCCAAUGUACAGUAGAUAGAACAGAGUUUGUUGUUCUGCAAGUAGUACAAGUUUUGUUGUAAAAUUUGGAAGGUACGAACCCUGUAAAAUGCUACUUGGAAGUGACUCGAAAUUCAAUAAGGCUAGGCUCAGGCCAAUCUAGGUAUGCCUUGGCUUGAUGCAGGCCAGUUAAUAAAACACAAUUGAGAAA
This is a messenger RNA of Lolium perenne, 2398 nucleotides long. Its product is annotated as cyclase-like protein 4. The record is from RefSeq and is a predicted model, not a curated record. NCBI's taxonomy places the organism in Eukaryota, Viridiplantae, Streptophyta, Magnoliopsida, Poales, Poaceae. Gene Ontology annotation, molecular function: arylformamidase activity.